CCUCGUCCAGAUUUCACCGGACCGGUCUCAGCGCCGAGCGCCCUCGGUCCUUACCUGAUCCCAGUAGUCCAUAAUGUAAGUAGUUCGUAUCGCAGUGCAGACUGCCAACUCCGACGAUCGGGAAUGGCGCCACCGGUACCCAACCUGCCGAAGACUUCCUCUCCCUCUCAGCCCUCAGGGAAAAGCGAGGUCGCCGACCUGAAGCUCCAACUCCGGCAGCUUGCCGGCAGCAUCGCCCCGGGCUCGGACGACUCCCGGCGGGAGAUUUUCAAGAAGGUCAUCUCGUUCAUGACCGUCGGGAUCGACGUCUCCGCUGCGUUCAGUGAGAUGGUGAUGUGCUCCGCCACAUCGGACGUAGUCCUUAAGAAGAUGUGCUACCUCUAUGUCUGCAACUACGCCAGAUCCAACCCUGAUCUUGCCCUUCUCACCAUCAACUUUCUCCAGAAGGAUUGCCGGGACGAUGAUCCCAUGAUCCGUGGCCUUGCUCUGCGCAGCCUCUGCUCUCUUCGGGUUGCCAAUCUUGUCGAGUACCUUGUCUCCCCGCUGACGACAGGGCUUAAAGACAGCAGUCCCUACGUGCGGAUGGUCGCUGCCAUUGGAGUCCUCAAGCUCUACCAUAUUUCCCCUUCUACAUGCCUCGAUUCAGAUUUUCUAGCCAUGCUAAAGGCCCUCAUGCUCAAUGACCCGGAUGCACAGGUGGUUGCGAAUUGCCUGUCCUCUCUGCAGGAGAUAUGGAGUUUGGAAGCUGGUAAUUUAGAGGCAGUGUCCCGGGAGAGAGAGGCUUUACUAAGCAAGCAGGUUGUUUACUAUCUCCUGAACAGGAUCAAGGAGUUCAAUGAGUGGGCACAAUGCUUGAUACUUGAAUUAGCCUCUAAGUACAUACCAUCUGAUAGCAAUGAGAUAUUUGACAUAAUGAACCUUCUGGAGGAUAGACUUCAACAUGCUAAUAGUGCAGUUGUCUUGGCCACAAUCAAAGUGUUUUUGUAUCUAACGAUGUCCAUGACAGAUGUUCAUCAACAGGUUUAUGAACGCAUUAAAGCACCUCUACUCACGCUUGUGAGCUCUGGUAGCCCUGAACAAUCUUAUGCUGUGUUGAGCCACUUGCAUCUAUUAGUGAUGCGAGCUCCCAUUUUGUUCUCUUCAGACUACAAGCACUUCUACUGCCAGUACAGCGAACCAGUAUAUGUGCAAAAGCUUAAACUCGAGAUGUUGACUGCCAUAGCGAAUGAGAGCAAUACCUACGAAAUUGUGACCGAGCUUUGUGAAUAUGUUGCAAAUGUCGAUAUUUCUAUUUCAAGGGAGUCAAUCAGGGCAGUUGGAAAGAUAGCAUUGCAACAAUACGAUGUUAAUGCAAUUGUUGAUAGGCUUCUUCAGUUCUUGGAAAUGGAAAAGGAUUAUGUGACUGCUGAAACACUUGUUUUGGUGAAAGAUCUUUUGAGAAAAUAUCCUCAAUGGAGUCAUGAUUGUAUUGCAGUUGUUGGAAAUAUCAGUAGCAAAAAUGUCCAAGAACCAAAGGGCAAAGCUGCUUUGAUAUGGAUGCUGGGGGAAUAUUCCAAUGAUAUGCUUGAUGCUCCUUACAUUCUAGAAAGUCUUCUGGAGAACUGGAAUGAGGAACAAGCCCCCGAGGUUCGAUUACAUCUUUUAACUGCGGCAAUGAAAUGUUUCUUUAAAAGGCCUCCUGAGGCCCAAAAGGCCUUAGGUGUUGCAUUAGCAGCUGGUUUGGCUGAUUCCCACCAGGAUGUUCAUGAUAGAGCCUUAUUCUACUACAGACUUCUGCAACAUGAUGUAUCUGUGGCUGAACGUGUGGUAAAUCCACCCAAGCAAGCAGUUUCAGUUUUUACUGAUGCCCAGAGCAGUGAAAUUAAAGAUCACGUAUUUGAUGAAUUUAAUACCCUCUCAGUUUUAUAUCAGAAGCCUGCUUACAUGUUUACUGACAAGGAGCAUCGAGGACCAUUUGAGUUGGCUGAAGAACUUGGAAGUUUGUCCCUUGGUACUGGCUCUGUAGAACAUGUAAUACCUGCGCAGAGUUAUGAAGCCAGUGACAACGACUUACUCCUUGGCACUUCGGAAAAGGAAGAAAGUAGAGGCUUGGGCAAUAAUGAUUCUGCAUACAGUGCUCCUGGUUAUGAUACAUCUUUAAUAUCUUUGGAGGAUAAGCAAGUGCAACCUGAAUCCAACUUUUUAAGCCUUGCAGUGCCAACAAUGCCAUCACAUACUUCAUCAGUCCUUGACGAUCUUCUUGGUUUGGGUACUCCUAUUAUACCGCCACCUCCAACUUUGAAGCUUAAUCCGAAAGCAGUUUUAGAUCCUAGUAAUUUCCAAAGAAAGUGGGGUCAAUUAACAACUUCUCUGACAGAGGAAUUCUCAAUAAACCCACAAGGAGCGGUCGCCUUGAAAGUACCUCAGGCGCUUCAUAGGCACAUGCAGGGCCACUCCAUUCAAUGCAUCGCCUCCGGCGGCCAGCCGCCAAGUCUCAAGUUCUUUUUCUUCGCCCAAAAGGAAGGCGAAACUUCUCCAUUUUUCCUGGUUGAGUGUCUCAUUAAUACAUCAUCAGCAAAAGCACAGAUAAAUAUUAAGGCCGAGGAUCCUACCCUUUCUGAACCAUUUUCAACUUUGUUUCGGUCGGCAUUAUUAGCUUUGAGCCCAUCUUAAUUACUUGUUUUUCGCUAUAAUUUUUUACAAUUAUUCAAUGUAUUUCAGAUCCAUAUAUGCAUUUUCUAUUUCUCAUUUCGAAAAGUUUAUUGAUUAUGUUUCAUUUCUUGAACAUGAUAUUUGAUGGUGAGCAGUUAUUCUGUACUGUGUUAUUCAUUGAGAAUCAAUCUAGUCCAUUUUAGCACCA
This is a messenger RNA of Dendrobium catenatum, 2839 nucleotides long. RefSeq names its product beta-adaptin-like protein A. Bases 124 to 2652 code for a protein of 842 amino acids. The record is from RefSeq and is a predicted model, not a curated record. Lineage: Eukaryota; Viridiplantae; Streptophyta; Magnoliopsida; Asparagales; Orchidaceae. Gene Ontology annotation, biological process: vesicle-mediated transport; intracellular protein transport. The transcript is spliced from 11 exons. Gene Ontology annotation, cellular component: membrane coat; clathrin adaptor complex. Gene Ontology annotation, molecular function: clathrin binding.